AUGUUCUGUAUUCUCAGAUACAAUGAACAACAAAGAAAUGUGUCCUAUGUUCCUGACCGUUUUGAAGCUUCUGAUGUUGUACUUCGUCCAGAUGGUCUUAUAAUAUAUGUUGUAUUUGACAAUACCAUUCUAAUCGGUGCCUUUUGUACGCCGUUGGCUACUCGAACUAUGAAUUGUACUGACAAAUUGCUCUAUUGGUCCAAUAAUACAUUCAAUAAAGCUAAAUCAGAAUUUGAAGGUAUAACCUACAAUUCAUUGCAAGACACAUAUUUUAUAGUACAAGAAACGAUUCCAUCGACUAAUACUCCAGGUGUAUAUAACUCGAAAAUUUUUGAAAUUCAAAUAGCAAAAGAUCAUUCAUUUCCGUCCAUACGUCUUAUCCAAUCAUGUAAAGUGAACUGGACUUUUGAUUCAAGUAGUAAAGGAUUUGAAGGACUUCAAUUUAUGACACAUCACAAGAUGGGUAAAAGUUAUUUACUUGCAUUAUGCGAAGCUAAUAAAUGUACGGUUCAAACUGCACACAACCAUUCAAUUAAUGUUGUCGGACACGGAAAGCUUAUUGUAUUGGAGAAACAUGAAGCUAUACAUAAUGGUGAGUCAACCGUUUCUUUUCAAGAAAAACAAUUUUUCUUCCCAAUUCUUUUAGACCCUUGUCUAUGGGUAUCAGUAGGUAUCGUCAAUCUACCCUCUGAUCUUGAGUUUGUUGAUUAUUCUGCAGUAUCAACUUAUUCUCAAAAUUCAUUGAUCUAUAUUGCUGUAACAAGUCAAGAAAAUAGUCAAGUAUGGAUAGGUACAAUAGAAGAGAUUGAUCAGAGCCCAUACUUUCGAAUAACACCAUCAAACAGAAGUAGUGUGUACAAUAUACCACAAAUAAUUGGCAAUGGCAAUACGUGUGAAACACAAUAUUGUAAUAUAGAAGGUGUUGCAUGGGUAAAUGAAAAUCAACUCGUUCUAGUAUCAGAUCAAGAAAAAGCAACUCAAGGAGUAGUAUGUUCUUUUAAAGAUGAAAGUAUUCAUUAUUUUUUAAUUCCAAAUGUGAAAGAAUCUAUGGCUACGUAUCCUAGCUAUUGUUCAAGUUUGCUUCUUUUCUUAACUCUCUAUACUAUAUUUUACUUCCCAUCGCAUUGA
Rotaria sp. Silwood1 is the source of this 1128-nucleotide messenger RNA. Lineage: Eukaryota; Metazoa; Rotifera; Eurotatoria; Philodinida; Philodinidae. The record is from the annotation of a GenBank genome assembly.